Messenger RNA from Ostertagia ostertagi, 426 nucleotides. The record is from the annotation of a GenBank genome assembly. NCBI's taxonomy places the organism in Eukaryota, Metazoa, Nematoda, Chromadorea, Rhabditida, Trichostrongylidae.
AUGUUGAUAAGGAAUGGUGAAAGUACGAAACAUCAUGAUGCGUCUGAAUAUAUAGGUACCGUUUCAAAUGUAGCAGAAGCUGUCGAAUGGCUCACUUAUACCUAUUACUAUACUAGAGCAACGCAGAAUCCAAUUGCUUAUGGCCUCCCACACAUGGUCCUGGAUAAGGACCCCGAUUUACGUCACCAUCUAACGCGCAUGGUUACUGAUGUUGCCGUCAAGCUCGAUCAGAACCAAAUGAUUCGGUUCGACAGUGUGAACGCUUUCAUGCACGCGACCGAUCUUGGGAGAAUUGCGUCCAAUUUCUAUAUCAAAUAUGAAACAAUAGAAAUGCUCAAUGAAACCGGUAGGUCAUGUAGCGGUUGCUUUCAGGCCUUCCUGUAUCGCUUAGUGCUUUCAUGCCAGAUGAUAUGGUACUUGCCUUAA